Cylicocyclus nassatus is the source of this 1208-nucleotide messenger RNA. The record is from the annotation of a GenBank genome assembly. Lineage: Eukaryota; Metazoa; Nematoda; Chromadorea; Rhabditida; Strongylidae.
AGACAGGAAACGGAACAUUGCGGCAACAUUUGAAAAUCGCAGAUGUUGACAAAAUGGCAGGAUUCCAUUUGGGCAAUACUGUUGCUCCCAUUAGCCUGUUUUUGCUACGAUUCCCGAGAUCGCACUCCAUGGAGUAAAAACAAAACCCAUCCGGUUAAUUCUCAAAAGGAAAUCCAAGAGUUAUUUGAUACUUCUUACCUUGGAAAUGAAGUGGACGCCAUCAUUCUUGACGAUGGAACUCCCCUACAAGUUGUAGACGUAAUGCUGCUACCUCUGAAUAUCUCUUUGCAAAAGUUCCAGAUGAUGAGGUUUGCUUUUUCUAUGGGAGCAUAUCAUUCGUACGUAGGACUUUUGAAGCCAAAACAAUUAACGGAAGCGGAUAUCACAUCACGAUGGAGGAUAGAUAGGACAGCACUUCUACAGUUUACCUACUACUACAAAAUGAUUGAGUUACUAUUUCUUAGUAAUCGCUUCAAUCUCUCUCGAGAUUGCGAUGGCAAAAUUUUGACAAUUGGUCUAGGAGGUGGCACAAUUAAUAGCUUUCUGCAUCAAAUCUUUCCUCAGAUGAAUAUAACCGCAGUGGAGAUUGACGGGCAAAUGAUUAAGAUGGCCAGAAAGUGGUUUGGUCUUUUAGAAGAUGAUCAUCAACGAGUCAUCCAAGCCGACGGAGUCACUUUUCUAGCGGAUAGUGUUAAAAAAGGAGAUUCUUACGACGCGAUACUGUUAGAUGCGGGUGGGCCACAGCUAGAAAGCGAUUUCAUUUGCCCUCACAAAUCGUUCCUAAAAAAAGAUGUGCUGAGGAAUAUUGCGACGUUGCUUCCGAAACACGGCAUAUUCAUAUCCAAUGCUCUACAUUCCUCCUUUAACAAUGUAUCUUCUGACGAAGACAUGAGCAAAUACGACAAAAGGUUUCAGUACUUGAUCGAAAAAUUCAGCACAGUCUUCAAGUACUGUUAUCGGAAAAAAGCCGACGUGCUUAAUCAGGUAGUUUAUUGCUUGCAUCAAACUCCUGUGCCGAAGCUUCGCACCAACAUACAGCACUUUCUUGCUGAAAAUGCGAACAUAAUAAGUGGUACCCAUAUUAUUCUAAAUCAGCAAUAAAAUCAGUUCUUAUUACUCAUUUUCAAACCAUUUGUAACUUGUAAAAUCGUCUGUUAGCUUACUCUAUACUUCUUGGAAAUUGACGAAUAAUAAAGACGUCAUCAAAG